Messenger RNA from Diuraphis noxia (Russian wheat aphid), 1933 nucleotides. Its product is annotated as Y+L amino acid transporter 2. Gene Ontology annotation, cellular component: membrane. The record is from RefSeq and is a predicted model, not a curated record. NCBI's taxonomy places the organism in Eukaryota, Metazoa, Arthropoda, Insecta, Hemiptera, Aphididae. Gene Ontology annotation, biological process: amino acid transmembrane transport. Gene Ontology annotation, molecular function: L-amino acid transmembrane transporter activity.
UACCGAACAUUUUACGUUUGUAAAUACAAAAACCGAAGUUACCUCGAUCGCUCUCUCGUUUUAUUCUGGCCUUUUUGCGUAUAACGGAUGGAAUUAUUUAAAUUUCGUGAUUGAAGAAUUAAAAGAUCCUAUACGAAACCUGCCAAGGGCGAUUGCAAUAUCAUGCAUACUCGUCACCGUCGUGUACGUCUUCACUAAUAUAGCUUUUUAUACAACUUUGUCGCCUCAAGAAGUCCUGACUUCGGAAGCUGUAGCUGUUACUUUUGCGGAAAGACUGUACGGUUCAAUGGCAUGGACGAUUCCUUUGUUUGUUGCUUUAUCUACAUUUGGUGCUGUAAAUGGUAUUCUACUGACAAGUUCAAGAUUAUUCUACGCCGGAGCUUGCGAGGGACAAAUGCCACAGAUCCUGACCAUGAUCCAAAUCAAUCGACUGACACCAACACCAGCAGUCAUAUGCAUAUGUUUGCUGUCUCUGAUAUACUUGCAAAUAUCUAACAUUUACGCUCUUAUUAAUUAUGUAGGAUUUGCGACAUGGUUAAGCAUCGGUGUGUCGGUUUUGUGUAUACCCGUGCUGCGUUUUACUCAACCAGAUUUGAAGAGACCGAUCAAAGUCAAUAUGUUCUUCCCUGUCAUCUACAUCGCCGCCACGCUUUUCGUAACCAUAAUACCGAUAAUCGCUAGUCCGGUCGAAACAGGAUAUGGUUGUUUAAUGAUAUUGACCAGUAUACCGGUGUACGGUGUGUUCAUUUUUUGGAAAAACAAACCCAUGAUAUUCCACAAAAUUGUUGGGUGUUUAACACGUUACCUUCAAAUACUUCUAAUGGUGACCACAUCAAAAACGCCAGCCAAAGUUUAAAACGCAAACACUUUAUGAUAAUCAUCAAAAAUAUACUAUCGAAAAAUAAUAUUAAUGUAUCAAUAAUACCUAAUAAUUUUAAUAAUCAUAACAACAGUACCAACAAUUUGAUAUGCGUGUUAUACCUAAUAUAUAAUGUAGGUACCUAUUUUAAAAGUAUACCUAAGACUAAGCAGCAAUAUAAAAUACAAUGACAAUGUUACUUACAUUCACACAACAUGUGAAUAUAUAAAGUGACAUUUAAAAGAUUUUUAUGUUUCAUAUAUUAAGUUUUAACACUGAUGUAAUGUUACCUGUCUAAAAUAUUACUGAAAAUGUUAAUAAUGUUUAUGAAGGUAUUACACGAUUAUUACUUAGGUACCUAUCUAUAUUUAUAUAAAGGCUAAAGUGAUUUUAAUACURCUGUUUUUUWAAAUUAAAUUGAUAGGUAUUAUAAAAAUAUUAAUAAUAUAUUAACGUACCUAUUGUUUUUUAAUUUGUAUACCAAAUACCAAAUCAGUAUUCAUAAAUGACAAUAAUUAAUUAUUCAUAAUAAUGAAAAUUGACCAUAAAAGUAAGAACUUAUUAUAUAUAUAUUAUUAUUACCUAUAUUUUUAUGAUUUUCUUGAGAUUUUGAAUUACGCUUAAAUGGUUGUAAAUUUGUAAUAAAUUAACGAUGCAUAAAGAUUUUGAACCAUAAACCUUAUACUACUGCACAAGAACUGUGCCUAACAAUAGCAUCACGAACGGAGAUAAAACAUCUCGCAGUGAUGUAGGCUGUCUUUACGAAAAAAGACAGUGAUGCAGUAUGACGAAAAAGUACGAUAAUCCAGGAUAAAAUACAUUUAUAAUGCAAUAAUCUAUUUAUCCAUAAAUCUUUAUAUAUCUUACCUUAAUACCCAGCACUACCGUUCAAAAAGUACCUACUGUUUUGCCGUUAUACAUACAUGACUGUCUGUUAUUAUUUGUGUAGCAGUAUAAUGUCUAUGAUUUAAAAAUUAUUUAGCUAUGUAAGUGCAAAUACCUAUAAGAGAUACAUCAAAUUGUUAAAUAUUUAACUAAACAAUUUCUACAAAACCUAUAUAAAAAAAAAAUUAU